Messenger RNA from Protopolystoma xenopodis, 315 nucleotides. The record is from the annotation of a GenBank genome assembly. Lineage: Eukaryota; Metazoa; Platyhelminthes; Monogenea; Polystomatidea; Polystomatidae.
AUGUUCGAUUUUUUGGUGUCCACCGAUCUUUUAUAUCCAUUAAACGCUUGGUCAAAUGAUACACCUAGCCCGGCUAACUUCACUACCACAGGUCGUUCAUCCUCUGGUUCGGGCCAACCCUUCGGUAGACUCCAGCCAAUUUGUGAGAAUCAGGGGUCGAACCAUGCCCCGGGGCUUCCUCUCUGUCGACACCGAGAUCUCGUCAAAAUCGGGGGGCCAGAGGUUCCGGAAGCGGCACACCUCGUCGCUGUAGCCGCUGCGGCGAGCCUGGACAUACACGCAACAGGUGUCCUCAAGCAAAUGACACGCGAUUAG